AUGUUGGAAGCACUUUUAUCGAAGUAUUUGCACGUUGAAUCCAAGGCCAUAAGUCUUCUGAGAAAAAUCUCAUAUAUGCAUGACUACACCAAUGACCCGACAAGUUCAAGAAUUACACUGUUUCUCGCAACAGUUGGAUUGAUGGCGUUAGUGAACGAAAUUUACAUCACUAUCGAGAUGACCAUCCUGCAAAGAAAAGCGUAUGAUGACCUGAACAAUGCUCCUCUCGACGUUGAAAAUUUGAGAAACCAUCCGUUGCUUAUAGACGACGAAUUUCACGGCAAAGAAUGGCUUGACGAGAAGAGCGGAAUUGUAAUCGAAGAGUUUGAAGCGCUCAAUAGAUUUUUUGCCAAACCUGUACAUGUGUCGCAUUUGUACGUCGAGUGCAAUGUCGUAGCGAAAGAAGUGUCCGAAAACAGUGAAAAACUGCUGUCUGAGCCAUUUGUUUUCCAUAUAGAGUUUUCACCUGAAGAGUGGGAACUAGAGAAAAGGCCCGAAUUUGGGUGUACGCUUGCAACGCUAAGACGAAAACUCUACCAUUAUUUCAAGGAUAGUGAUUUGCAUGAAGAGUUUGUUGAGCGUGGUCGUGAAGUGGGAUCUUAUGAACCAUUUACACUGUCUAAUGGUGUUAGUAUAUACAACACCAUGCAAGAAUUGCUUCCCACAACGGUAGACGACGUACAGCUAUGUUUCUUGAAGAUGGAAACUGGGAACACUAUCAAGUGCAAGUUCGUUGUGUAG
Lachancea lanzarotensis is the source of this 741-nucleotide messenger RNA. It is a transcript of the gene ERG29, whose product is annotated as LALA0S02e04676g1_1. The transcript has a single exon. The coding region runs from base 1 to 741 and encodes 246 amino acids. Lineage: Eukaryota; Fungi; Ascomycota; Saccharomycetes; Saccharomycetales; Saccharomycetaceae. The record is from RefSeq and is a predicted model, not a curated record.